GUCAGCAGAACGUCGAGGAGCGCGCGAACUUCGCGACAGAUAUAUGUGAUAAUAUACAGGACCAUUUCAAAUUAACUAGUGCAAACCUUUAACAUUUUCAUGUAGCGGCAUUGCAUAGAAAGUUUUUUCUUAUUUUUUUUUGUUUGAUGCUCGCUUACUUACCUAAUCUUAGUGUUUGUGUCAAUCUUUAUCGUUAGUAAGACAAAAAAAAGUUUGUGAUGAUAAUUCUGCGUUGACAAACAUUUACAAGAAAACAGGAUUUUUUGGAUUACUUCUGACCAAAUCACUUCAUUGGAUACUUAUCAAUAGAUUGCAUCCCAUCCUGCUCGAACAUGAAGUCUCCAUCCGCAGCUACCGAUGAUUGCGACGAUAUCUUCGGGCCACCACGCACCUACCCUACCGGGUACAGUCCCCCAAAGAGCCGCCUCUCCAUGAUAUCCCCCAAGUAUCGCCAGAAGGAGGAACAGAGAAAGGCUUGGAAGAUCAGCUUCAACAAACUCAGUAAAAUAGACGACAAGGAAGAAUGUCUCUGUAGAUGGGUGAUGAUUAGAAACGUCAAGAAAAGGUUGGAACAAGAAACUAUGAAUGAAACCAUCCUAAAAACCCAGGUUAGUUACCCUCGGUAUGACAACGAUAACUACCUGAGUCUGAAGAGUGAUUUUAUGUUCAAGAACGUUACAAGUUACGGUGAUUCUCACUACUAUAACAGCUCUGAAGAUUCCUUCGUGGUUGAGCCAGAUUUUGAUGCCAAAUUAGCUGAGGAAAUCAACGAAGUCAACGCCAAGACCAUGGAAGCCAUAGGAAAUUUCGUAGAGGGCAAUUUGGGUAGUUCAAACCUACCUAGUGAAGAACCUGCUCCCGAAAACGAAAGAUUUACUUCAGGGAAGAGAUCCUUCGACGAUUUGGAGGAUUGUGACGUUCAAGACGUCUUGUCCCAACUAUACAUGCCACCUACUCCUAGAAUGCUCACCACCAUCGACGACGACGAGGGCGAGCCAACUCCAAAGCGAAUAAAGAUGGAUUUACCUCCAACAGAAGAUUCCAUAAGUGUUAGACUAGAUAAAUCUAGUUGUGAUAAAUCUGUUUCGGAGUUUAGUGUUAAUAGCUUUCUUAACAAUAACGUCUCCUCGUCAGAGGCCAGACUGAGGUACCUAAGCACGCAAAAUGAAUCGGACUCAAAUCCAUACAGUUGUGGUCACGCUUCCAUGUUCAGUGAAUUACAGAACAACGUUUAUCACAAUCUAAUCGCAUCACUAGAAACGUAGCUUCUCAAAGAACACUCCUAGACAACGAUAAUUGCUUUUUUAAUUAUUUAUAUUGUGAUAGUAUGAUAAUUCGUACUUCUUUUUAAAGCCAACAAAGGUUGUAAUUUGUUUUGGAAAUGUUAUGUUGCCUAGGAAAGAAGCUCCAAAGGCAUUACACAAAAGUUCUUUCAAACCAUGUACAACAAAGCACAAAAAUAAUGAAACUAUUACGAAAUGAUCCUCUACCAGAAAAAGUACGUUCCAAUAAAAACAAAAAAUAUAUUAAUAAUUAUAAUAACAUAAUACUUCAUUUGAAAAGUCUCUUCAUUUCCUACGCAAUUGUACUUUAUUUUUAUUUUAUAAAAUAUCUCUAAAAUUAUUUUCAAUCUUUCUGUAAGAGUGCAGCAAAAGGAAUGAUUUUCCAAUUCAACAAGUUAAAAUGAAUUAAGCUUUAAGGCAUUAUUUAAAAUUAUGAAUUAAUUUAAUUAAUAACAGAUAUGUGAGAAUGGUUUUUGAAAAUAUUCAUGUUGUAUAAAAUUAAAUGGUUUUAAACAACGCAUCGAAAGACGGAAAUUUUUAUAAAUUUACAGAAUGCAUUGUAAAACGCAUAGCAAUGUAGAAGAAAAUGGACUUUUCAGAUGAGGUAUCAUUUUACCAUCAUUCCAAUUAAAUCUUUUAUGGUAGGAGUUGCCGAAAAAUUAACUAUAACGAUCAUUUUUUCAAAACUCAAUGCAUAGCAACAAAUUUACUUUGUUCACGCGUAAGAACUCAUAUGACGUAUUGCACCGCAAUAAACUGUUCAUCAUUCAAUAAAUUUGUAAAUACCUGUAUCAACUCAUAACUACAGCAGUUGUUAAAAAUUUAUCAAAAAUUGCUGAUGUUUCUAUUCGAGUAUCUGGUGCAUUUUUCCCAAAAUAUAUAAUUAUAUUCAUUAUUUUUGAGUUUACUUGAAAAUUUUUCCCACUCAAUACCUACCAACGGGCAUCAAUAAAAUAAUUCUUAUAACAAUACUUCUCGAUUCCAUAUUUGUGUAACGGCCUUUGGAAAGCUGUACAAUCGAUGUUUAACAUGUAUAAGAAUACAGCUCUCUGCUCAUAAAAAUGUUGUACCUUUUCCUACUAGGCACUUAUUGCAGGUUGAAUAUAGACAUAUUUUUUUCAUCAUACAAGAGACGGCGACUUACAAUCGGUAAUGUGCUACCGAAGCGACGCCGACCUAAAAAAUUUAAUUUCUUUAGUGGCACACAAAAACGAAUACACUUAUUUGAAGUGAGCAGCUAAGGAAACCGAGCAGUGCUUCUACCUUGUCGAUUUAGGUAUAUACAUGUAGAGAGCAAUUCAAAUCUGUGAUAUUAUAUCUUAAUGAGAUGUGUUGAACUUAGAUUAAUUUUAACAAAUCUUGUAAAUUGUUAACCUAACUUAGAUUUUAAAGUUGUACAGAUGAGGCUUGUGUGAUUUGUAAAGCUCGUACUUCAGAAGUAUAUAAUUUUCUAGAGGCAGUAAGUCCUGCGGCUUUGGUAGAUACGUGUCCCCCACGUUCCACAUUCAUAUCAGAGUAUGAAAGCAGCUUAUACUAGAUAACAUAUUUUUUAAAAAAUGAAUUUUUAUAACGAUUUUGGAUUUUUAUAUACCUGCCAAAUCAAAAUAUUUUUGACAUAGACAAAUCUCUAAUAUAUUUUAGUAGUUUUCUAUUAUUGACUUAAUGAUUAUUAUUAUUUGUUAAAAUUGUUAUUUUAACUGCAUUUUUUUUUAUAAAUAUUUUUUAUUGUAAAAGGUCCUGCCAUAUUUUUGUAUUCAUUGUAAUCAAAAUUGGACAUAUCUUUGAUUAGUUUAAUUUUUCAUUAUGUUAUGUUAUUUUUAAUUAAUUAUUAUUUUUAUUUAUUCUAAAUCGCAUAGAAACAUUGUUUAUUAUACAAAUUUGUUUUGUAAGAUACCAUUUUUAAGAAAUCAGGAGGAAAAUAAUUGUAAUAAGAACUAUUUUUGUUGAUACCAAACGAAGAAUGUUACCAUGCUGACAUACCAGUCCUGUAUAAAAUUUCUAUAUUAUGAAUUAUUAUACUGUAUAUGUACAUUAAGCAUUAUCUAUUAUCAUGGAUAUGCAAUAAAGUACCUGAAAAAUGACAAUUCAUUCAUUUUUUAUCAUCCGUUAUCCCUAAGAAAAGUUGGUUUAACAUCAACUACUUUCC
This is a messenger RNA of Anoplophora glabripennis (Asian longhorned beetle), 3429 nucleotides long. RefSeq lists its product as uncharacterized. The coding region runs from base 333 to 1265 and encodes 310 amino acids. The record is from RefSeq and is a predicted model, not a curated record. Lineage: Eukaryota; Metazoa; Arthropoda; Insecta; Coleoptera; Cerambycidae. The transcript is spliced from 2 exons.